Messenger RNA from Lodderomyces parapsilosis, 3822 nucleotides. RefSeq names its product aminophospholipid-translocating P4-type ATPase. The record is from RefSeq and is a predicted model, not a curated record. The coding region runs from base 1 to 3822 and encodes 1273 amino acids. Lineage: Eukaryota; Fungi; Ascomycota; Pichiomycetes; Serinales; Debaryomycetaceae. Gene Ontology annotation, biological process: phospholipid translocation; post-Golgi vesicle-mediated transport; endocytic recycling. Gene Ontology annotation, molecular function: magnesium ion binding; ATP hydrolysis activity; ATPase-coupled intramembrane lipid carrier activity. The transcript has a single exon. Gene Ontology annotation, cellular component: plasma membrane.
AUGCCCAACCACAAGAAUUCAGCGAAUUCGCAGAAAAACAACAACCCAUUCUCAGAUGACGAGAAUGACUUGAUAGAUCUUGAUAUGACGAACCCAUAUGCGGAUUAUAAUCCACAACAUGAGUACCCACAAGUGCAAAGCUCAAGUCAUGGUGCUUCCACAUUCAAUCCGUUCAACGACCAAUUUGUGAUAUCGGAUGACGAAGAGGAGGAAGAAGAAGCGGCUGUGCCCAAUGGUAAGCCCGCAAAGCCCACCGUUAGACGUACCUCAUAUCUUAGUUCACACAAUGAUUUACUGUCAACUACCGAUUUCAUGGGAACAAACAAUACUGAAUAUGUAAACUUGAACAAGGAGCAACCCAGAGAUUUUGAUAUAAGGCACAUUUUCCAGAAACUCAGGAGUAAAAUCACAGGACGAAAGCUGGCGACUGGGGACACGAAAUCAAAAGAACCUAGAGAAAUAUUUAUAAUGGAUCAUGCAGCAAAUUCUGGCUAUGGCUAUUAUGGAAACCAUAUUUCAACCACCAAGUACAAUUUUGCCACUUUUUUGCCCAAAUUCCUAUUCGAACAGUUUAGUAAGUAUGCAAACUUGUUUUUCUUGUUUACAUCAAUCAUUCAGCAAGUGCCACAUGUUUCGCCAACAAACCGAUAUACAACUAUUGGAACAUUGAUUGUAGUUUUGUUUGUAUCAGCAGUGAAGGAAAUUCUGGAGGACUUGAAACGAGCCAAUGCCGACAAGGAACUAAAUAACACUCGAGUCUUGGUUCUCGAUCCAGUUUCAGGUGACUUUGUGUUGAAAAAGUGGGUCAAAGUUCAAGUGGGUGAUGUUGUCAGGGUAACUAAUGAAGAGCCAUUUCCCGCAGAUUUGAUCUUGCUCAGCUCUUCUGAACCAGAAGGUCUUUGCUACAUCGAGACAGCCAAUCUUGAUGGAGAAACAAAUUUGAAAAUCAAACAAUCAAGAACCGAAACGGCGCACUUGAAGAAUCCAAGCGACCUUAUACGAGGAUUUUCGAAUGCCAAGAUAAUGUCUGAACAACCAAAUUCGUCAUUAUACACUUACGAAGGUAUUCUCAAGGGAUUCGAAAAUGGUAGGGAUAUACCAUUGUCUCCUGAGCAACUAUUGCUUAGAGGAGCUACAUUGCGAAACACGCAAUGGGCCAACGGUGUAGUAAUCUUCACAGGGCAUGAAACAAAGCUAAUGAGAAAUGCCACUGCAACACCUAUCAAGCGCACUGAUGUGGAGAGAAUUAUAAAUCUUCAGAUCAUUGCUUUGUUUUGUGUAUUGAUUGUUCUUUCAUUGGUCUCGUCCAUAGGGAACGUUAUCAAAACAAAGGCUAACAGCGGGGACUUAAAAUACUUGCAUUUGGAAGGAACAUCAAUGGCAAAAUUGUUUUUCCAAGAUUUGUUAACUUAUUGGAUUUUGUUUUCCAAUUUAGUGCCAAUUUCUUUGUUUGUAACUGUUGAGUUGAUCAAGUACUACCAAGCAUUUAUGAUUGGAAGUGACCUAGACAUGUAUUACGAGGAAACCGACACACCAACUGGGGUAAGAACAUCCUCUCUUGUUGAAGAGUUGGGUCAAAUUAACUUCAUAUUCAGCGACAAGACGGGUACCUUGACACGAAACGUAAUGGAAUUCAAAGCUUGCUCAAUAGGUGGGAGAUGCUACAUAGAGGAAAUUCCCGAAGAUGGGCACGCGCAGGUUAUCGAUGGCAUUGAAAUUGGCUACCAUACAUUCGAUGAGUUGCGAUCAGACUUUAACAGUUCAUCCCAGCAAUCAGCAAUAAUUAAUGAAUUUCUCACUUUGCUAAGUACGUGUCACACUGUAAUCCCAGAAGUUAAUGGACCAGAUAUCAAAUAUCAAGCAGCUUCUCCAGAUGAGGGUGCUUUGGUGCAAGGUGCUGCUGAUUUGGGAUUCAAGUUCAUUGUACGUCGACCAAAGACUGUGACUGUUGAAAACACAUUGACGCAGAUGAAAUCUGAAUAUGAAUUGCUAAACAUUUGUGAAUUCAACUCUACGAGAAAGAGAAUGUCGGCUAUAUUUCGCUGUCCAGAUGGAGUCAUCAGGUUAUUUUGUAAAGGUGCUGAUACGGUUAUUUUAGAAAGACUUUCACAAAGUGAACCACAACCAUUCAUCGACUCGACGAUGAGACAUUUGGAGGACUUUGCAGCAGAAGGGUUGAGGACUCUUUGCAUAGCGUCACGCAUAGUAUCAGAGGAAGAAUAUCAAGAUUGGAGUAAGAAAUAUUACGACGCAUCCACUUCGUUGCAGGAUCGUGGUGAUAAGAUGGAUGCAGUUGCAGAACUCAUUGAGACUAAUUUGUUUCUAUUAGGUGCAACCGCUAUUGAGGAUAAACUUCAAGAUGGAGUUCCAGAAACUAUACAGACGUUGCAAGAUGCCGGAAUCAAAAUCUGGAUCCUCACCGGUGAUAGACAAGAGACUGCUAUAAACAUUGGAAUGUCGUGUAAAUUGCUAAGCGAGGACAUGAAUUUGUUGAUUGUUAAUGAGGAAAACAAAACAGAUACAAGACUAAAUCUCCAAGAGAAGCUCACAGCAAUUCAAGAGCACCAAUUUGACGGUGAAGAUGGAUCCUUGGAGUCUUCUUUGGCGUUGAUUAUCGAUGGCCAUUCUUUGGGGUUCGCAUUAGAACCUGACUUGGAGGACUUAUUUAUAGAGUUGGGAUCACGAUGCAGAGCGGUUAUUUGUUGCCGUGUUUCCCCUUUACAAAAAGCUCUUGUUGUUAAGAUGGUUAAAAGGAAGAAAAAACAAUCCUUGCUUCUUGCCAUCGGUGAUGGUGCGAAUGACGUUUCCAUGAUCCAAGCUGCUCAUGUUGGUGUAGGAAUCAGUGGAAUGGAGGGAAUGCAAGCAGCUAGAAGUGCUGAUGUCUCCAUUGGGCAAUUUAAAUACUUGAAGAAAUUGCUAUUGGUUCACGGGUCUUGGUCCUACCAGCGUAUUUCGAAUGCCAUCCUAUACUCCUUUUACAAGAACAUUGCCUUGUACAUGACGCAAUUUUGGUUUGUUUUUGUCAAUGCAUUUUCAGGUCAAUCGAUUGCCGAGUCUUGGACGCUAACGUUCUACAAUGUGCUUUUCACUGUGCUUCCCCCGAUUGUCAUGGGGGUAUUUGAUCAAUUCGUGAGUGCAAGACAAUUGGUGAGGUACCCCCAAUUGUACCAAUUGGGACAACAGCGCAAGUUUUUCAAUGUCGCUGUUUUCUGGAGUUGGAUUGUUAACGGGUUCUACCAUUCGGCAGUAAUCUUUCUUUGUUCAUUUUUCAUCUACAGGUAUGGUAAUGUCAUGUCAAAUGGGUUGACCACGGAUAAUUGGGCUUGGGGAGUUGCCGUGUACACGACGUGUACCUUGACUGCUUUAGGUAAAGCCGCGUUGGUAGUUACAUUGUGGACGAAAUUUACUUUAAUUGCAAUCCCAGGGUCUUUUCUUUUGUGGCUUGCCUGGUUCCCCGCUUAUGCAACCAUCGCGCCUUUGAUUAAUGUUUCCGAUGAAUAUAGAGGAGUGUUGGCGGCUACGUAUCCUUUGCUUACCUUCUGGGGGAUGAUCUUUGGAGUUUCUGUGUUGUGUUUGCUAAGAGAUUUUGCAUGGAAGUUUUACAAAAGACAAACCAGUCCUGAGACGUACCAUUAUGUGCAAGAGAUUCAAAAGUACAAUAUACAAGAUCAUAGACCUCGCAUGGAGCAAUUUCAAAAAGCGAUUAGAAAAGUGCGUCAAGUGCAGAGAAUCAAGAAGCAAAGAGGGUUUGCAUUCUCACUGGCCGAAGGUAAUGACCAGGAGAAGUUGAUGCGGUUGUACGAUACUUCGAAGCAAAAGUAG